Messenger RNA from Branchiostoma floridae (Florida lancelet), 5624 nucleotides. RefSeq names its product fibrous sheath CABYR-binding protein-like. The record is from RefSeq and is a predicted model, not a curated record. The transcript has 9 exons. The coding region runs from base 949 to 4071 and encodes 1040 amino acids. NCBI's taxonomy places the organism in Eukaryota, Metazoa, Chordata, Leptocardii, Amphioxiformes, Branchiostomatidae.
UCCGCCCUGUCGUUUGGCUCCCCUCACGUAUACACAUUUUGUAGAACACGAUAUGAAACGUUAUCGUUGUGUGCGGUGUCAAAUUGUUUAAUUUUGCCGAGAGCGAACAUAUAACAUGUAGCUGAAAUAAUAAUGUGCGCCUACUCCCAUGUUUUGACCCUUGACUAAAAUUUGGUCUACAAAAUACAACUUACAAGUCUUGUCUUACGCCACAGCAUCUUGCUUUGACACUUAUCUUUUCCGUGAAGUUCAUGAUCAAGUCUUAGCGUAAUUCUUUUGCUUUUCUGUGCCGCUAGACGACACGUGUUUAAAUGGCAUAGAGUAGACUAAUUCUUUUUCCGCUCGGUGUCACUGACCCUGGUUUGGCCUCGAGGCACUGUGUAACAUUUGCUCUACCUCAAACCACUAUGAUCACAAUGUCGCAACUGUAGUACGACCAACGUGAUUUAGAUGGCACAAAUUCUUUCCACUUGCCCAUCAUCCAUCCUGCUUUUUGAUAACUUGGUUUUUCAGCCCUCUGUGAAGAAAUGGACAUGCCCCAAGCAGCGAUAACCCAGGGUUUAUGAAUUUGGUUUAAUCAGUGACGAGGUCUGACGCAUCGUUUCGUCACCUGUGCGGAGAGACAGAACCUCUGGAUCGGGCGUGCGCAUGUGUGUGUGUCGGGGAGGGGCAGCGACCAGUUUCACCACGCUUUCCAGUGAGAACAGACUCGUCACACUAAGAUUCAGACUGGAAACAUAACGGGCUAGUCCAUUAACUCUUUCUUCCAAGCCUCCGCCAAAAACGGAUUUUGAAAGCCGACCAGCCUUAGGCUUGCGAGGGGCGAAGAAAGGGCCGACCGACUGACGAGUCCGUAACACGACCCCGACCGGCGCUGACGACAGGACAGAGAGACAGCAGUGUUUACAGAAGACUGGAAGGCGAGGUGACCUCCAUUCUGCAGCCAACAUGGGGAACAAACUCUCUUUCAGCCUGGGCGGAAGGAACAAGAAGAAAGAUGACGGCAGCGUGCAAGUUGUAAGCGUAAAGCAGACUGGGGACACCGUGGCAGAUGCCACGCCUGCAGAGAACGGGGAUGUAGGGGCGACAGAGCCCGUGGUGGCGAAGGAUGCUCCUCCUGCGAAGGAGGCAGCAGCGGCAGCAGACAAGCCGGCUGAAGCAGCUGAGGCACCCAAGGAAGCAGCUGCAGAUGCAGAGGCACCUGCAGCACCUGUUGAGAACGGUGACGCUCAGCAAGAAAAUAAUGUAGCGGAAGAGAAGGCAGCAGACUCGAAACCAGAGUCUGCUGUUGAGAGCGAAGGUACAGAGAAAGCCGAAUCGGUUGAGACUUCUGUGACACCGGAGUCAGCUACAAAUGCACAAGACGGGGAAAAGUCUGAGACAGCUGCUGAAGAGGCCAGUCCAGCUGAGACACCUGCUCCAGUAGAAACUGACAAACAGGAGGCGAAGUCAGAGUUAGAACAAAAGGAGGCGGAACCUCCAGAAUCCGCGACAGAGGAACAGCAAGCCUCUACUGAACCUGUGGCUAAUACAAGUACAACAGUUACUGAAACUGUAACUGUAGAAGAAAAGCAAGGAUCGGAAGAGCCCGUCGCGACAACGACCACAGCAGAGGUUGUUGAAGUGGCACAAGAAGUAUCUGCUGAAUCACCUGUCGAGCCUGCUGCCCCAGAGGACGUUGUUGUCGAUGAAAAGCCAGCUCCUGUUGACGCCGAGGCAGAAAAGGGUACAGAGGAGGCUGCUGUGGUGGAAAAGCAAACGUCUGCUGACUCGACGGUUGAGGCUGUCGCAGCAGAGGCACAACAAGUUUCUGCUGAACCAGCAGUGGAGACGAGUACUGCAGAGGGGGUUACUGAGGAAGUCCAAAAGGAUGUUGAUCCCAAAGCGGAUGUAGGUACAGAGGCGGUCACCACAGAGGUACAGCAAGGCGAGCCAGUUGUUGAUGUCGCAGUAGAAGUUGUUGAAGAGGUCCAACAAGUUUGUGCUGAACCAGGAGUCGAGACAAGCGCUGCGGAAACAGUUGAACAGGAUGCGGAGGCUGGAACAAGUAAGGAGGUUCCCUCAGAGGAACAGCAAAUAUCUGCUGAGGAGACAAGUUCAACUGAGCCUGUUGUAGAGGAAAAACCAGCUGAACCCAAGGCGGAGGAACAGCAGGUGUCUGCAGAAUCAGCUGUUGUAACAGAGGCUAGUGAGGAAACACCGCAAGUGCCCGCUGAACACGCAGAGGAGACAAGCUCAAAAGAGCCUGUUGUAGAGCAGACGACUAAACCGGAAUUGGAGACAAGUGCAGACGCCGUUGUUGUGGAGGAACAACAAGCACCAGCCGAAACAGCUGCCGAGGCUGUUGCAACAGAGGCUAGUGAGGAAUCACAACAAGCGUCCGCUGAACCAGUAGAGGAGACAAGCUCAACAGGGCCUGUUGAAGAGGACGAGCAGAAAGUGACCGAGCCCCAACAGGAGGCAAGUACAGACGCCGAUGCUUCGGAGGAACAGUCACCAGUUGCUGAAUCAGCUACCGUUGCUGUUACAGCAGAAGGUGAUGAAGAAACACAGCAAGAGUCGACUGAACCAGCAGAGGAAACAAGCUCAACAGAGCCAGUUGUAGAGGACGAGCAGAAACCAGCUGAAGCCGAAUCGGAAGUAGGCACAGACGCCGUUGUUGCGGAGGAACAGCAAGCGUCUGCAGAAUCAGUUGCUGCAGAGACUGUUGAAGAGGAAAAGCAAGAGGCUGCUGGAUCUACAGUGGAGGCAUGCGCGGAGGCUGUAGUUGUAGAGGAAGUCCAAGCAUCUGCAGAACCAGUGGUAGAGACCGUUACAACAGAGGCGGUUGUGGAGGAACAGCAAUCAGCUGUUGAGGCUGUCGUUGUUGAAGAAACGCAACAGGUAUCUGCUGAACCAGAGGGUGCUGAGCCCGAGGCUGAAACUAGUCCAGAGGUGGUUGUCGGAGAUGCACCAGAACAGACAGAGACUACUUCACCCCCUGACCCCACACCGGAAACACAAGAUCCUGUCGCUUCCCCUGACACUGUUCCCGCAACAUCACAACCCGCAGAACCCUCUGAACCUAGCCCAGAUAACCAGGAGCAGAAAGUAGAGGAGGCUCCCACGGCAGAGGCCCCACCAGCAGAAGAGAAGGCAGCGGAGGAGGCACCUGCAGAGGCGCCACCAGCAGAGGCGCCCCCAGCAGAGGAGGCACCAGCGGAGGCGGCACCUGCGGAGACUGCGCCGGCAGAGGCGGCACCAGCAGAGGAGAAAGCAGCAGAGGAGGCACCAGCGGAGCCGGCACCUGCCGAGACUUCGCCGGCAGAGGCGGCACCGGCGGAAGACAAACCCGCCGAGGAAGCACCUGUAGAGGCUGCGCCGGCAGAACCAGCACAGGCGGUGGAAGCUGCGCCAGUUGAAUCGGCGCCAACAGAGGCUACUCCAGCUGAGGAGACAGCAGCGCCGGUAGAAGAUAAAGCAGCAGACGCUGAAGAACCAGCAGCUCCUACGGAGGAAUCACCUGCUACAGAAGAAGCACCUGCAGAGACACCGACAGAGGCUCCAGUAGAGCAAAAAGAAGACACCCCCGCCGAGGCAGCUGCAGUAGAGCCAGCAGCUGACGCACAAGAACCUCCAGCAGAACCGGCUGCAGAAGUACCUGCGGAAGAGACACCUGCAGAGAAGCCAGCAGAGGAGGCACCAGCAGAGGAGACACCUGCAGAGGAGAAGCCAGCCGAGGAGACACCUGCAGAAGAGACACCUGCAGAGAAGCCAGCAGAGGAGACACCUGCAGAAGAGACACCCGCAGAGAAGCCAGCAGAGGAGAAGCCUGCAGAGGAGACGCCUGCAGAGAAGCCAGCAGAGGAGACACCUGCAGAGAAGCCAGCAGAGGAGACACCUGCAGAGGAGAAGCCAGCAGAGGAGACACCUGCAGAGGAGACGCCAGCAGAGAAGCCAGCAGAGGAGACGCCUGCAGAGAAGCCAGCAGAACCAACGUCAGAAUCAGCAGCAGAAACGCCGGCAGAGCCAGCACAACAGGAGGCUGAACCAGAAACAGCGGAGCCCGGUGCUGUACAGAAGGCAGAAUAAGUCUGAAAGGCGAUGAAAAGAGUUGAAGAUUGUGAAGGGACAGAGAAGAGAUGGGAACCAAGAAUGAAAGCUGCUAUUUUAGUACAAAAAUGGCAACUAAAUAACGAUGAGUGGACCUACUCAUAGAUAGGAGGGAAAUGGGAAUGAUGUGAAAGGAAUGUAGGAUGGAUCUUUGUCAAAUAUUUUGUCAAUACGUGAAAGCUGCUCUUUUGUACUUUUGUACACCAGGAUACUUUGAAUAUUGUCUUCAGCAUACCAGGGGUACUUCUUCGUAUUUACAACUUGGUAUUUUUUGAAACAUGAAAUAUUCCAUAUGUUUUGCAAAUCGAUGCACCGUAACCAAAUACGGAAUCAAUUAACGUGCACGCAAGCUGUAUUAUAGUGGUAAAGAAAGCCUCCCUUCCGUGUGAAAUUAUUUGAAAUGGUAAACGACUAAGAAUUUCUAGUACACGUCUAACGUAGCAAAGAAAAAUAUUGGUGUUCAUGUAUUCAAGUAAAAAUAACAUUGCCAUCUAAUGAUAUCCUUCAAUAAUGUAACUUUUUUAGAAACAUUUGUCACAUCCAGUGUGUAACUUUGUCUUUAGGUUAUAGGUACCGGUCAAAUGGGGAAGUAAUUGUAAAGCACUAAACGAGAGAAAGGCACAGGUAUAGCUUUUGACAGAUGUUUCCUUUAGGAACGUCCUAGAUGCUACCUGUACAUAAGCAUCCUUCUGAUGGAUAUGCCCCUGAUACAUGUUAAUAUACUGUAGUCGGUUUUACCCUUAACUAUAUUAAAGUCUAAAACGAACCUUAACAAAAGCGUAACCUAAAAUCAUAUCAGAUGGUGAAAUAUAGCAUCUAGAUCUUCUUACUACAACCUCACGCCUCAAAAUUCUCUUUGUAAAUUGAAAUCAUCAUAAUUUUCCACCAGUAACUGACUUAAUAUCACACACACCUUGUAUCGACUGUGCCCCAGAUUUACAAUGAGGCUUUAUGCUUUAUGUAAAAAGGUUUUGUCUGGUCAAAUUGCCGGGACCCAAAAGGUCAGAAAUGGAUUAAAAAAUGACCUAUAGUCUUUUCUUUGGUCGGAUACAGCCCGUGUAGCAGGAUGGAUGUAUCAGUUACUGCUAGGAAUAUAGUACAUUAUUAGACACUUUGUUGGAGUUUCUUGUAUAUCUUGUCUUGGUGUAACUACAUGACCAACCUAAAUGUGGUAAUAGGCUAGCGGUUACUACUCAUAGUAGUGUCAUCAUUGCCUCUGAAAUUCACUUCGUGUGUCUUAUCAAUGUACAUCUGCCAUAGAGCCUGCCGGGAAACACGGUGUUCUGUACCUUGGAAAGAAAUCUGACUCAGUCCACUCAGAAAUAUUUUCGGAACUGCCCAGUGCAUACUAGGGGCAAAUCAGGUGCAAAUCUUCUAGAGGGGGUUGAGUGACUUGUUGUUCUUGUCCCCACUAGAUUUACAGGGGAUGGUGCAUAGUUAACAUGCAUUGAUGCCCAACACUGAAUAGCAUAUGAAUCUGAAUAUCAUUUCAAUGAUUAAUGUACUUUUACAUUGAACAGGACACUUUACGG